Molecule: messenger RNA, 1336 nt
Organism: Labrus mixtus (cuckoo wrasse)
Lineage: Eukaryota; Metazoa; Chordata; Actinopteri; Labriformes; Labridae
Exons: 6
Coding region: 61-1098 (345 amino acids)
Biological process (GO): response to bacterium
Source: RefSeq, a predicted model, not a curated record
GGAGAAGCAGCUUCUCAUACGAGCUAAUUUUACAGCUGUAUUAAGUGGACGAAGGAGAAAAUGAAGUCUGUUCUUGUUUUUCUACUGACGCUCACACUUGGUCGAUGCACCAUCUAUGAGAACUUUGAGACAAAGACUGUUGGUGUUGGAGAUGAUGUGACUCUGACAUGUCCUCGUGAUGCUUCUUGGUAUUCAACACAAUUAUUCUGGUUCCGGCUCAUUUCUGGAGAUUUGCCUGAGGUUUUGGUAGGAACUAAUGCCAUUGAUUCUGACCUUGUUGAAGAAACUCCUGGAUUCACAGCAAAAAAAGAGCCUGGAACAUUUGUGGUGAUUAUUAAUGGAGUAAAACUCGGCGACACUGGACUUUACUUUUGUGUGAAACGAGAGAGUAUUAAAAUGACAGUUUUAAAAGGAACAUUUCUGCAGAUUAAAGGACCAGAGCCCAGUAUCACCGCAGUCGUUCAAGACAUUUCACAGGAUCCAGUCCACCCAGGAGACCUGAUGACUCUGCAGUGUUCUGUUCUCUCUGAGUCUGAAAACAACACAUGUCCAGGGAAACACAGAGUGUUCUGGUUCAGAGCCGGAUCAGAUGAAAAUCAUCCCAGUGUCAUUUACACUCAUGGAAACAGACCUGGUGGAUGUGAGGAGAGUCCUGAGGCUCACUCUCCACAGAAAUGUGUCUACAGCUUCUCAAAGACCAUCAACUCCUCCGACUCCGGGACUUAUUUCUGUGCUGUGGUCGCAUGUGGAGAGAUAUUGUUUGGAAAAGGGACAAAGAUUGACAUCAAAGAACGAACAGCAAGUUUUGAAUUGAUCGGGCUGGUCAUAGCGAUACUCUGCUUGGUGAUUUCUCUGAUUGGAAAUGUUUCUCUCAUUUGCUUCCAAACUCCGAGAGAAGAAAGUGAACAAUCUAAAGCUGCUGUCGUCCUGCAAUUAAACAGCGAGAGGGUGAAAAAUCAACAGAUUGAUGAGGAGACUAAAGUUUACUCUGCUGUGGUCUUCACCAUGAGGAAAGCUGACCGUGGUGCAGUGAAGGAUGCAAAAUUAGCGCAGAGGAAAAGGAUGUGUGCUGCUGUGAAGGAUUUUGGUUUGAAUUAGUGAGUGAAAAGGUCCGUUUGGCUACAUGUGAUUUAGCUGGUUUUAGUUUGUUUAAAGCUUAAGAAAAUGCUGAUUACCUCCAAAUAUCUACACUUAGAUAACUUAAGGAGGUGCUAUGAAUAUUCUAUCAGGCAGGUUGUGACUGUAUUGGUAUGUGUAUGCAAAUGAUAUUCUAUAAUUCAUAAUAAAAUGUAUUUGUCAAACCUCCUUGGAUUAAAGGACUGUAACAUUCAAGCUU